UGCCCGGCCCGCACAUGUGCCGAGCGCUCUGACAUUUACGUAGUGCGACCCGCGCCUCCGCGAAAACGAACGUCCCUGGCGCAUUUAAAAAAUAAAAUUCGAAUUCCGUUCAAAAACAACACAUCUAUUUUAUUUUUUUUAAGAAUAAUAAGUGUCAAUUGUUUUUUUCUUUUUAAUUCGAGCCAGUGUUGCGACUUGGAAUAUUAUUUUGUUAUUUUUUUAUUGUUGGGUUUGGAAAGUGUGAAUGGUAGGGGUCGUUUUCCCUGGGAGAGCAUCACUAUAGCAACGGUGACGUCAAGUUCACGGGCGGAUGGUGCAUUUUCGUUCAAUAUUCACUAGUUUUGUUCCAUCAGUGUGUUUUUGAAUACAAAAGGAAUUUUAGAAGGUAAACAUCAACAAAUCCCGCACAAAGUUUUACUAUGUGACUUCCAUUCACUUCGACUGCAUCCAACUGCAAUCGUUCAGUGAGAGUGUGUAGUGAAGUGAGUGAGCCGUCCACAAAUGUGAGGGUUUAUGGGAAAAAGCACUCUAUGUUACAGACAUGAGUCUAAUGGGGUUCAUCAAGUUCGGAUAUGCUUUGGUCGUAGUCACUCUGCUGUUGAUGAUAUGGGCCUCCUUAUCAGGGGCGCUAGAACUCCACGUGGACACAGGGCAUCCGCCAUGCCUGUUCCAAGCCCUGUGCACGUGUUCCAAGCCUGCAGGCGACCUGGGCAUCGUCACCUGUAAACAUGUGCCCCUGCUGCGGGUCCCGGCUGCUGUCAACAGCUCCAAGGUCUUCACGCUGCAGCUCACCGGCAACAAGAUCCGGGAGCUCGACCCUCAGUUUUUUCAAGCAACAGGUCUCUACAGGCUAGCAAUAAACGAUAACCCAUUAGAAUCGAUUCACGACGAAGCGUUCUACGGCCUGGAUAACACGCUAUGGGAAUUGGAACUGAGGGGAGACAAACUGAUGGCAGUACCCAGCAGGGCGCUGAGGUACCUGCAGAAGUUGAGGUUACUGGACUUGACAGGCAACGAGAUAACGGAAAUAAGUGGCGACAACUGGCGAGGGUUAGAAAACACUCUUCAGACUCUCAUCCUGGCUGACAACUCCAUCGCAAACUUACCUCUCGACGCGUUCACCGGACUACCGAUGUUAGAAACCUUAGACCUGCAUGGGAAUCACUUGGCCAUCAUUGAUAGUGGAGUGUUUAGAGACGGCAUGAACAGACUUAAUAAGCUUCUGCUAGGAGAUAAUCAGCUAGCCUACAUCCCGUAUGAGGAGUUGUCACCUCUUCGUCAACUUCGAUACCUGGAUCUCUCCAACAACGUAAUCAAACAAGUCCUGCCUGCUCACGAGCUGAACGGCAUCAGAAUGUCUUUGGAUACUUUGAAGUUGGAAAACAACGUUAUCAGGAUGUUAUGGCCGGGAUCAUUUAAAUACUUCAACGUAUUGAAUUUCACAUCUCUGGAUGGCAAUCCAAUCUUUGCUUUGAGGGAAGACGCAUUCCGCAACGCCAAGAUAAAGACGCUGUCGCUCAGGGACUGUGGUCUGUCAGAACUGUCGCCGGCAGCAUUUGCUGGCCUGGAGAACAGCCUUGUCAGUCUCGACUUGUCCGAGAACAACCUCACCACCAUCUCCAAGUUCAUGCUGAACAAACUGGAUACGCUGCGGUUCUUGAAUCUUAAAGAAAACAAGGUUGACAUCACCCUACUUGCGUCCAACAAUCCAUCAGAGUACAGUUUGACAUCGUUCACCAACUUCCAGUACAAGUUGUUCUCCUUGGAUAUUAGUGGUGCUUCCUCCAUAGAGAUGAGCUUACAGGAUGUUAGGAAGAUGAGAUCUCUCCGCUACCUGGCUAUUAGUAAACUUAUAAAACGGUCGAUUAAUUCUGAAGACUUCUUGGAAUUUGGAGUGGAGCUUGAAGAAUUGAAGAUCUAUGGUAGCACCAUCACUAGAAUAGAAACCAGUGCAUUCCAACAUGUUAGGACCAUCAAAUCGCUGGACCUGUCGGAAAACAAUAUUGAUUUCAUUGACCCUUUCGCUUUUGCCGAGUUGCAUAGUCUCACCACACUGAAAAUGGCGAAUGGUCUGUCAGACUCAGUAAGAAUCCUGCCAUUUGAACCUUUGAAGGCAUUGAUCGAACUGCAAUAUUUGGACCUUAGUAACAACAAACUGAAGAAUGUUCCUGACACUUCAUUCCACUUUCUGUACAAGCUCAAAGCGCUAAACCUCCAGGAUAAUGAGAUUGACCACUUCUCUAAAGGGACAUUGCAAGGCGAUAUCCACAGACAACUAGAAAGCAUUUCCCUUUCUCUAAACCAAAUGAGACAAAUUGUGCAACACACUUUUGUGGACCUACGUGAACUACAAAAAAUCCAUAUUGAAGAUAAUUUAAUAGAAUUGAUCCAGAGACGAGCAUUUACUAGCCUGGAUAACUUGAAAGUUAUAAAACUACGCGGAAAUAGAAUCAACGAAAUCAGUGAAGAGGCAUUCCAGAAUCUACCAGCACUGAAAGAGCUCGAUAUUUCGUUCAAUCGUCUGGACACCUUCAAAUUUUCCAUCUUUGAUCAAGUAGGGUCAGCAACCGCAUUGAAAGUAAACGUGUCAUAUAACCAAAUAGUAGUACUGACCGACUCCAACGCAGCGAGUUUCUUCACGUCAAACUUCUAUCCACCACCUAAAGCACAAAGUUUAGGAACGGUCUCGGUAAAUAUCAGAGUACUGGAUUUCUCUCAUAAUAACAUUACCUACAUUGCACCAUAUUACUUCAGACACGCAGACUUGACUCUCUCUGAGCUCUAUUUAUCCCACAAUAAGAUCAGAAAUGUUACUCGAGAUGUGUUUGGAUCAAUGACUAUGUUACAAUACCUGGAUCUUUCACAUAACCAGAUAUUCGAUUUGGAAUACGACUGCUUCAAGAAAGUUAGGAAUUUACAGAUACUGGACUUGUCUCAUAAUUACUUAACGGAGAUGCCAGUGGAAUUGUUCCAUGAGAUGCAAUCUCUGACGUCACUCGAUCUCUCCGACAACCACAUUAGGAACAUUGCCGACAAUUUCAUCCCCUCACCGAUGUUGGAGAGGUUGGACUUGUCAAAUAACGACUUAUCGAGAAUACCAACGAAUUGUUUAACGCCAGCUGCUGCAGCAAAUUUAGUCGAACUCGACCUAAGUGGAAACUCCAUACCAGCUAUAUCUAUUUCCGAUUUUGUGCAGAGGUUCAGGAACCCAGAUCAAGGCGAGUUCUGGCCAGAGGAGCCGGACUACAACGACGAAUACAUGUACCACACGGCUAGGCGAGAUCACACCAGAGUUUUCCACCAAAAAAAGCAAUACCCGCAGAAUAUAUUGUACAAGUCUCUUGUUUGGUUGGAUCUCUCUGGCAAUCAUCUGGUUCGUAUCGAAGGUGGAACUUUUGGUGCUUUGCCAAGACUUCGUUGGUUGGAUUUGAGUAAUAAUUCUCCGUUCAACAAUGGAGAACGAGGUUAUACCAUCUUCAAAGGAUUGGAGAGACGUUUAUCUCAUUUGGGACUGAGAAAUGUCAGCUUGAUUCACAUCCCAUCCAUGCCGUUACCAAAACUGAAGAGUCUUGACUUGUCAUUUAACAACCUACCAUCAAUUCCUCCAGAUACAACCGCGAACCUCACUCGUCUGAGAGCUUUCGACCUUUCCUACAAUGACCUUACUGCCGUACCAGUGGCAACUCAUUCUCUUACUGAUCUCCGCUGGCUCUCACUAUCUGGGAACCCUAUAACAGCAUUGAUGAACACUAGUCUUUACGGAUUGUCAUCUAAACUUGAAUAUUUGGAUGUUACUCGUCUGCGAGUGAGAAUCUUUGAGCACGGUGCUUUCAGCAAAAUGUACGCGUUGAGGACUUUGAAAUUGACGGCCUAUGUGAAUGUGAACUAUUUCAACCUACCAAGCAUGUUAAGUCAUAAUGCUGCUUUGAAGAAUCUUUAUGUAGAAGCCGACUAUGCUGGCGUGGAGUUUGGCAAAGAAAUGACAGGCGGAACGUUGCCCUGCAAGCUUAACAAUAUUACUAUUACUGGAAGAUAUUUGAAGUUCCUUUCUCCUUAUUUACUUAUCGGUGUUCACUCCAAAGUCCUUCGCCUCACCAUCAUCAACACGAGCAUCGAAGAACUGGCUCCUGAAGUGUUCUGGAGAGCCGGUCGUGUAAGGAACCUUACUCUGGAUCUUCGGUGGAACUACAUAACCAGAGUACCCAAUCCUGGCCAAAAGGAAUGGCCGGGCGUUCCGAAUACUGUGUUCCUUCAAGACAUACUUGUUGCUGGCAAUCCUUUGGUCUGUGAUUGUGGUAUUGGAUGGAUAGAAGCGUGGGACAGAGAAAGAAGACAGUACUUAUGUCCAAGCCCAUUCAAAUGUGUCGCGACUCGCGAUGACGUCAGAUUCGCAACAUGCCCUUAUUAUGACAACAGAACUUUAACCGAUGUGUUUGCAAGGGACCUCGAUUGCAGUUGGAGUAAAGGGUUCCUAAGUUCGCCAAACACCUACAUCAUCAUAGGCAUGGCAAUCCUGACGGCUCUGUAUAUAUGAGGAUUGUUUUGGCUUCUAGGAGUCUACGAGGAGUUCUAUCUGAUAUUGUCGCGGGUGUACCAAUUUUAACUUGGGAUAUACAAACUUCUGGGCACUGGAGUUGAAUUUAUAUAUCAUCAAAUAAUUAUCCAGGCAAGUGAGAUAUUGCAUUGUAUAUCAAAUUUUAAAGUGUACAGUACCUGUGUUAUGUGGCCUAUGAAUUAUUUGACGCGUGAAUAGGUCUUGAAUAGCCAAAUCCUAGUUAGUGUUAGCAAUAUUGGACGAUGGUUACCAAAUACCAAGUGGAGGACUGGCUCUGACUCGGAGUGUUAAUAUAAGUGCGAUAGAAUUCUAGUGAAGCCUAAAUUGUGAUUUAUUGUUUAAAAACGGAGAGCAGAAGUGUGAUCUCAAGGGAUUGAAUCAGAUUAUUUUAACUUUGAUUUGUUUUUCGACUUAGUGCACAUUGUGUUUGUUACCCCGAUCCUGUUUGAGUCUAGUUUAAAAGAUGAUUUUGGCGAACCACGCAUUUUGUGCACUGCUUUGCAGUACGAUUUUGCAAACUUUGUCCAAAGACAACUGGAUGACGUUAUGAGUUUUCCCACCUUGUGUAUUACUAUUUCAAUCUUGUUUCUUUGUAAUAUUAAGGUUCACUUUUUAAGUUUAAGUAAGUAAGUGCAAUUUUAUAAUAUUCUUCAAUAUAAGUUUGCUCAUAUUUACGCUGUUAGAAUAUAUUUUUUCUAUAAGUGUAUCUUUUGUUAUCAUUAUCAAAAGUCGUCCAGGUGUCUAUUGUCCUUGUGGUGCGGUAUGUCGAAGGAUAUCGAAUGAGACUUACCAUUUAUGUGUUGAAGUGCACUUAAUGUGUUUUAGAAUUUGCAUUUACGUCGGUUCUAUGAUAGAUAAGUUGUACGAAGGUUUAAAUCGAAAGGUUAGACAAAAUUAUUCAUGAGCUGCAAUUUUUCGAAUAUUUAUUCUUUACACAUUAAAUGGGUACAGAAACAUCUUGCUGACAUUAACGAACUUUCAUAAUGUUGUUUGCCUUUCGACUUAAGGCCUUCAAAUUAAUCGAAAGCAAUGACUUAAUUAUGAUCGUCUAAGUAGACUGCAUUCGCUCGAAUGAUAUUAUGUGUUCGUCCAUUGUUAAGAAUAUAAUAAUUAUUUAUAGGUGUAUUCGUUUGUCUAAUAGGAAUAUUAGUCGUAGUCUUAUGAAAUCAUUUUGUAAUUUAUUCUGCGCACCUAAUCGUUUUCUUUUUGUUUUGGUAGAGUUAGUUUCAUGCCUUCGUCCAAUACUUUCAUAAAUGCUUCUUAAAAAAAAACAAACUCGUACCAAAACUUACAAUUAACAAUAGGUACUGUCAUUUAAAAGAAGUAACGAAUUACUGCAUUAUCCAAGAAAGGUUUAUAUCGGAUCUUAGUGACUUUAAAUUGACCAAUAGCGUACUUCCAACACGUGAUAAUACAUUUCCGUGAUUGGUUCAAACAUAGAAGCAUAGUUCAAAAUGGACGACGGCAAAAUGAUCAGUAUUUUAUAUCAAUUGUAGCAUUUCUUCUCAUUUCGGUAGCUAUCUCAAUUUAUAAAGUCUUUACAUAUACAUCUUCCCAUACAAUUUCAUGUUCAUAAUCUAAGUCCUAUUUAUUCAUUAUCUUCAACAAAUGCUUAAUAUAUUUACUCUCUUACAGUUUUCAUUGUUUAGCUGUUUAAAAGUCUAUCUGGUUAACUUGUUGAUAUAAAGAAAAAAAAACAUAUUUUAUUACAUAUAUUAUGUAAAAAUGUGUCAGUAGUUAUAUUUACAAAGGCCAUUGGGAAAUAUAUCAGUUCAUAAAAUACUAGAAAAUUAAGCCACCAUCAUGCUUAAGAUUGUACGUUAUUUAGGAUGUUCAUGUAACUCUCUGUGAUUGGCUAAAAUAUCAAUGAAUUUACUGCAGUAGUUAGUUUCAACCAAUCACAGGAUAGGAUUUCUAAUAUGACUGAGUUACACGAUUAGGCAUUGUGAUCGUAUUGGCAGUUACGAUGUAAUGGAGGUAAAGAAUUCAAUUCUUGAAUUUAAAAUUCUAAACAUUAAUAUUGUUAUAAUAACUGAUAUAUUUCACAAGGCGCGGAAUGAAGCAUGCUGUAAGAUAUAUUCGGAUGUCAUCUCGCAGUGUGUUGAUUAAAUACUUACUGACUGACUUAUAAGUAUUUCAGGACUCACAUUUUACAAUUAUGUAUACAUAAAUUCACGCCCAGAAUUUCGUUAUAUAUUACAAUAUUCAAAUAAUAAAAGUUCUUAGCCGCAGGUUUGCCUUCAUGGCUCUGGAGUGUUUAGGAGUGAUUUUAUGUAUAUAUAUAAGUAAUAAUAUAUCGCUGGUUAUUAUAAGAAAUGUUGUUCGUAUUAGACUGUUUGUCGGAGUGGCUUAUAUUUUAUAUUAAAUGCGUUUUAGUCCAGUUGAUGAUGAGUUCCGCUUUUUUAUACGAUAUUUUUAUGCACGCUAGAAACUUUAAUAUUUUCUUGCUGCGGCUGCGCUUGGUUUAUUGUUAGUCUAUCUACUAUGGCAUGGUUGCAUUCUAUGGGGUGAUGUUCUUCAGUUGUCUUUCUAUUGAAAAACAAAAAUAUACUUAAACAGAAUCUUACGACUAUACUCCAAUUGGGACAGUCAAAGAUACAUCCAUCACAAGAUGAAAUAAUUCACCCAGCUUUCUGUUAAGACCAACGUGAUAUAUGAAGAUGGUGAGCCGUAUCGCGUCCAUUGAAACUUAAAAAUAAAGCAGUAUUUUAUUGAUUAAAAAGAUGACUUAACUGGAAAUUCAGAGAAGUAACAUAACCUUUCCAAAACAAUCUUCCAAUCAACUGCAACUUUUAAAGCCGAAACCGAUUUGACAUUAUCUGUUUUGUGGCAAAGACCCAUACAAAAAUAUUGUCACGAAAAGAACAUCACCAAAUACAUAGAAAAAAUGAAUACCUCUUUUUCAGUGGUCCAGCAUGAGGGUUGUCAGGCCUACUAGUUUACUUUUGUUUUCAAUGCCACUUUGGACAUUAUUCAAAACAUUUUCAAAGAAUAGAAAGCUAUUUUCAUAGAAAACUGUGCGGACUGUACCGCACCCGAAAAUUGCAAGUUCAAACCACAAACAUUUAGGCACAGAGUAACUUUACGAUGUGAUUGUAUUAUCUUUAAGAUAAGUUAGUGAUUAUGUAAAUGAUAUGCCAACACACGGGGCGGAAGGUGGGGUGCAGGAAGUUUGAUAGCUAAUGUCACUUAGAUAAACGACAUUAGCCCCCUUCUCCUAUGUCUACAAUAUUGUUUUCUAUGGAAAUAGCCUGCUUAUUCUAUACUAUAUCACCAUGCACUUACAAAUGUUUAUUUCAAAGUUCAAAAAAUUUGGUAUUGAAAACAAAGGAUCAUCGUUGUAACAAUGAAUAUAUUUUGUGAUAUAUAUUACUCUAAUCCUUCUAUUUUUGAUAAAGCCUACAUAAAUAUUGCUGACAUAAACAGGAAUUGUAUAGCUGAUGUUAUCAUUAAUACUACAAGCUUCUUUGAAUGUAUAAACUGUAGCAUUUGAUCAGUCAAUUGGUAAGAUUGAAAUAAAGUUUUAAAUAUUUCAAGUGUACAGAUUUCUUAGAUCCUGUAUCUUUUCAUCUAAAUAACAAUAGUUUUAUCAAGAUAUAAAAUGUGGAUGUUCCAGUAGCGCCAAAAUUACUUUAUAAAAUAUACCAAGAUGUAAACGAAACCUAUUAAAUAUUAAGAAAUUUGUGACGAAACUAGCAACAUUUGAAAUUUUUCUAAAUGGUAUAUUUUUCAUUCUAUCCGGUUGACCGUCAGGUAAUUUCUUUCUCCGUGAUAACUGCAAUACUAAAUAAUUUAGAGUACAAAUAAGGUACUAAUUUAACUUAAAAAAUAUAUGACUUGCAAUUCACUUUUUUUUAAUAUGAGAUAUUAGCCAGUAAUUCCCAUAAAAAUAUGCUCAUUUAAAUUAUUUUGACGCUACUUGCACUGAAAACUUCUAUAUAUCCAAAACCAGUCAAAUAUGAAAUACGGCAGAUUUUUAUAUGAAAAUUAGAAAUAAUAAGUAAAAAAUCGUUUUAUCUAAAUUUUAAGGUGUCAUUAAGGAUUAAUAUUGAGAGUUGUGAAAAAAUCUGCAGUAUUUUAUUUUGAUACCUACAAAUAAUGCAACACCCAUUCACAAGUUUACUAGAGAAAUAAUAUUUUUAUUUCAUUUAUUAAAAAUAUGGGACAUUUUCUGACUAUUAAUAAAAAGGUAGAAAAAAAUAGUAGAAUCACUUAUAGGUAUCAAAAAUAUGUUUCGUCACAUUUGGUAGAAGUAUUUUUAUUUUGUAUUUUUAAAAUUGAGUUCAAUAUUUAUUUUUUACUGAAGUGAAUGUGGUUUUGCAAACUCAAAAAUCACUCAAGAUAGGAUCAAGUUGCUGAAAUUCCUUUGCCUAAAUAUACAAAUACUAGUUUUCUUAAAUCUAUAAAAUAUAAUAUUCCUCAGCAAGGUCCCAAUGUGAUAGAUAUAGCUAGUGCCAAUCAGUGGUUCAUAGAAUAUGUAGUGAAAAGCAAUUUAAUAUUUGUCAUUAUAUUUAACAUGUAUAUAUGCGUAUUUGAAUGGUUUGAUGUCAAAUAAAAAGUAUACGUAUGUUGAAUUUGAAUAUAGAGCUACAAAAUAACAUUAUUUGCUGGCAUUUUUCAACUAUACUCAUUAAUAUAAAAAAACAGUGCAUAUAUAAUAUAUAAAAUUAAGUUUUCCAUCUUCAAAUAUUGAAUUAAAGUUAUUUAUUUGAUAUAAAAAUCCACGGGAAAAUAUAGACAUGAUGUAAAUAAAUUUAAAUGAAUAAAUAGAUAUAUUGAUUACAUUAUACUGCGUUGCCAUUUCAGUGAAUUUUGUAAUUUAAAUGAUAAAUAUUUUACUUUAAUGUAGACGAAGGAGUUCGGAUUCUGUCUUCACUACUUUACGAGUCUAAAUCUUAAAAUAGUGUGAGAUUAAAAUAAUAAAAUUGAAUUACUAGCGUAUCAAUAAAUUAUUGCGUAAAUAUA
Messenger RNA from Pectinophora gossypiella (pink bollworm), 9520 nucleotides. RefSeq names its product chaoptin (gene chp). Gene Ontology annotation, molecular function: protein binding. Lineage: Eukaryota; Metazoa; Arthropoda; Insecta; Lepidoptera; Gelechiidae. The record is from RefSeq and is a predicted model, not a curated record. The transcript is spliced from 26 exons. The coding region runs from base 542 to 4534 and encodes 1330 amino acids.